GGUCACACUGGCAAUCCAUCCACCUCUUCCUCCUCCUCCUCCUCCUCCUCCGCCUCUCUGCAACCCGUUCAACUCCACAAGUCUCCAUCUCCCUGCCACAGGACGCUGCACCGUCUCCUGCCUCCCAUUUGGACCAAAAAAAAAAAAAGGAUAUUCCCCGUUAGAGAUACCUUCAAAAAUCUGUGAUCAUGUCGUCGGUGCUGCAGAAGCUGAUCACCCCCCUGGCCAGCGGACCCGCUGAGCCACCCAGGAACAAAGUGACAGUAGUGGGGGUGGGCCAGGUGGGCAUGGCCUGUGCCAUCAGCAUCCUGCUCCGGGAUCUGGCUGACGAGCUGGCUCUGGUUGAUGUGAUGGAGGAUCGUCUGAAAGGAGAGAUGAUGGACCUGCAGCAUGGCAGCCUUUUCCUCAAGACAUCCAAGAUAGUCGCUGACAAAGAUUACGCGGUGACGGCCAACUCUCGCCUGGUGGUGGUGACGGCCGGCGUUCGCCAGCAGGAGGGUGAGAGCCGCCUCAACCUGGUGCAGAGGAACGUCAACGUCUUCAAGAUGAUCAUCCCCCAGAUCAUGAAGUACAGUCCCAACUGCACCCUCAUCGUGGUCUCCAACCCCGUUGACGUGCUGACCUACGUGACCUGGAAGCUGAGCGGUCUGCCCAAACACCGCGUCAUCGGCAGCGGGACCAACCUGGACUCCGCCCGCUUCCGCUACCUGAUGGCUGAACGUCUCGGGAUCCACGCCUCCUCCUUCAACGGCUGGGUGCUGGGGGAGCACGGAGACACCAGUGUGCCUGUAUGGAGCGGCGCAAAUGUAGCAGGAGUCAACCUGCAGAAGCUGAACCCUGAGAUCGGCACUGAUGCCGAUAAGGAACAGUGGAAGGCCACACACAAGGCUGUGGUCGACAGUGCCUACGAGGUGAUCAAGCUGAAGGGCUACACCAACUGGGCCAUCGGCCUGAGUGUCGCCGACCUGACCGAGAGCAUCGUCAAAAACAUGAACCGCAUCCACCCCGUCUCCACCAUGGUCAAGGACAUGUACGGCAUCACCGAGGAGGUCUUCCUGUCCCUGCCGUGUGUGUUGAGCAGCGGAGGGGUGAGCAGCGUGGUCAACAUGACCCUGACCGACGCCGAGGUGUCCCAGCUGAGGAAGAGUGCCGACACGCUGUGGGGCAUCCAGAAGGACCUGAAGGACAUCUGAGUGGCUCCGGCACAGCCACACACAUCAAUGUAGACCCCCCUCCCACGUGUGUGUCGAGCGUGCACACCAACACACACACUCCCCUAACGUACGCACACGCUCCUAAUUUUUUUAACGCCCUUUUUUCUUUUAAACCAACUCACUUGCUCUUAUUUUCAAGGACAAUACCGGUGUUUUUAAGUUUGUUGCAGUAGUAUAUGCUGCCCCUUUCCUCUCCAUUACUCCUGCUGGUGUCUGCACACAAUCAGCAUAAUUCAAGAUAUCAGGGCUCGUUUUCCAACCUUCAGGAGAAGCCAUUUACUGCCACACAUUUUUGUACAAUAUGAAAAAAAAUAAACAAACUCAAACUGCCUGAGCUAUCCAUCACAGCAAGCAGUAAGCCUUAAUUUGGUUUUGUCAGAACAUUCAAAGCUGUGUUGUUAUCUCUUUGUGUCAGAGUCGAGUGUUUUCACAUCACUUUGCUCUUCAUGUUACACUCAUUUCUCAAAAAUUAGUCGCCUUACUAACUUAAACGUCACAUCUCUGUCUUCUCAUGUGGGGCAUCUUUGUUAUCCAGGACGCACAGGACGAUAACGUUUUUAAAAACAGUAAAUCUGAGUAAAUGUUAAAUGUAAUUAGCAUGAAACAUCGGGGGGAAAUGUAAACUAGACAGAAGUAAAUGAACUUGUUGCUCGAAAUGACACCGGUAUUCUCCUUUUUAAAAUGAAGCACACCUGCCCCCCUAAAAACCAGUAGGUUGCUGUGUUAUUGUGUUUGUGCAACAAACCCGGUGUUAGAAGAUCCAAGCUGACUCGUAUUACCUUCCACGGAUUCUUGUGCUGCAAAAGUGUUGAGCCAGGAUCAAGCAAAACCAAAAAAAAAAAAAAAAAAAAAUCACAAAAAACAAAGUGUCUGUGUGUUCCUCCUCCACUUGUUAGUUUGCACUGGAGUCGUUCGUUCCCCGCAGGGAAUCACAGAAAGAAAGACCCUAAACGUCUAGAGAAAGACCUUGAAAACAUAGUGAGACACUGUCGUCCUGCCUUUGUCUAACAAUGGUACCUUGUAGCAGAAAAACAACUCAACACGUAGAUCAAAACACGUUAAAUUUCAAAACCGCCUGUGUUGAAGAGGGAUUUUUUUCUUCACCCCCUGUUUGUUUGGUCAUGUCAAAGGGAGAUGGAGAGGCGGGGGAAGAGUUGAAACGUCAAACUUGAUCAUUUUUUUUUUCUUUUUUUAAUUUUAAACAUCAGCUGUGAUUGUCAAAACCCGUGUUGUAAAUCGUGUUGGAAACAGCGACGUGUAACUUAAUAAAUUUCAACCUUAUGUGUUA
This is a messenger RNA of Myripristis murdjan (pinecone soldierfish), 2502 nucleotides long. RefSeq names its product lactate dehydrogenase Ba (gene ldhba). The transcript has 8 exons. Gene Ontology annotation, molecular function: L-lactate dehydrogenase (NAD+) activity. Gene Ontology annotation, cellular component: cytoplasm. The coding region runs from base 189 to 1193 and encodes 334 amino acids. The record is from RefSeq and is a predicted model, not a curated record. Gene Ontology annotation, biological process: pyruvate metabolic process; lactate metabolic process. NCBI's taxonomy places the organism in Eukaryota, Metazoa, Chordata, Actinopteri, Holocentriformes, Holocentridae.